Messenger RNA from Cotesia congregata, 2196 nucleotides. The record is from the annotation of a GenBank genome assembly. Lineage: Eukaryota; Metazoa; Arthropoda; Insecta; Hymenoptera; Braconidae.
AUGGGACCUUCCCAGGAGAUAAGCUUUGGAUUUCGACCGAAAAAAGAGAUCUUCUCCUGCCCAAAAUGCCUGCGUGGGUUCAGCCGCAAGAGCAACCGGAACCGGCACUUUAAGUACGAAUGUGGACAUGAACCGAGGUUCAAAUACCCCCUGGAGCCGGACGAGAGUUCAGAAGUUUCUAGCCGACCUUCCGGUAAAAAAUUUGUAGCCACCUGUCCAAAUUGCCAGAAGGGCUACCAACGCGCGGCGUCUCUGAGACGACACUUGAAAUACGAGUGCGGACAAGCGCCAAAGUUCAAGUGUCCUUAUUGCGAUUUGCGCACCAAGCAAGCGUCUCCUAUUUACACCCACACGGCCUGGAGCGCGGUUUUUGAAGACACUAAGCCCUUUCCUAAUCCGAACGCUGAGGCGGAAAGAGAAAUUAGUUUAUUUACUUGCAAAAGUUGUUUUAAGAGUUACCACUACUACCAAUCGUUGAAGCGGCACUUGAAGUUUGAAUGUGGAAUGAAGCCCGGGUUUAAAUGUCCUUACUAUAGUUGGCUGAACUUUGAAGAGUUCCCGGGGAUGAAGAGCGAAGACAAGGAGGUAACAGAAAUGGGGGCAAACAAUGGGACGGGGAUGGAAAUCCCAGUAGCAGACUUCACGACGUAUGAGCAGCUGCAACCCCAGAGAGGUCGCAAGAGAUCCCUUUAUAAAAAUCACGUUUGUCCGAAGUGCUAUCGCAGUUACAAACGCGGUAGCCAUUUAAAUCGUCACAUGCGAUUCGAAUGUGGACAAGGCCCGAGGUUCAGGUGCCCCUACUGCGAUUUUUUGAGCAAACAGUCACCGAAUAUUUAUAAGCAUAUUAGAAAAAACUCUUGGGACCAACAAGCAACCUCAUCAGUAUCAUUAUUAGUGCGAUCAAGACGUGCCAAAAGAACACAAGACCUCCUGAGUGUACAAUAUUACGCCUGUACGACGUGUUUUAAGAAAUACACACGAAACGCGGAUCUACUGAGACAUGUGCGUAAUGAGUGCGGUCAAUCUCCGCCCUUUAAGUGUCCGCACUGCUCACCGUGGAACCAACAAGCAACCUCAACAGUAGCUUUAGGACAAUCGAAGCCUGUCAGAAGAAAACAAGACCACCUGAAAGUAAAACUCCACGGCUGUCCUAGGUGCUUUAGGAAGUACAAGCGAAACGCGGAUCUAAGAAGACAUAUGUUUAACGAGUGUGGUCAAUCUCCGCGCUUCAAAUAUAAAAUAAUUCCCCUGGAACAAGAAUGGCCGAUGAUUUUCAAAGAAGAAGUCGAGCUGAGUGUAAGAACCCAAGAAAGAGUGAUUCGUCCGCGAAUAUUCAGAAUUUUGAAGAAACAGAAACAGAAGCUGAUGAAGAAUAAAAGAAUCCCGGACAACGUUUCCUGCUCAAAGUGUCACAAAGUUUAUAAGUACUCGAGGAAUUUGCAAAGACACUUGAAGUUCGAGUGCGGAUUGAACCCGAGGUUCAAGUGUCCCUACUGCAAUUACUGCUCUAAGCAGUACACGCCGAUUUAUUCUCACAUCCGCAGACGACAUUUAGGACAAGAAGUCCGUACGAGGUUCGCGGACCCAGCGUACUCUGGUCUGGAGAAGAUGAGGAUCUUCAAGAGGGAUAAACUGAUGAAGAGUUACUACUGUCCUAAUUGUGGGAAGAGUUACUCCCGAAAGUGGCUGCUGAAGAGACACGUUUCUUUUGAGUGCAACAAGGAGCCAAGGUUCAAGUGUCCCUAUUGCGAUUACAAGGCCAAGCAGUCUCCUAAUGUUUAUCCUCAUGUCAGGAAAAUGCAUCCUGGAUUUAAUGUUUUUUUUGUUUGCGCUUGGUGGUCGGUAGAUGAAGUAAUGCUUGCAGAGUCGCGGGUGAUAAAGUCUCAGCGGGAUCUGUGCUCGGUGAUAAUCAAGGAGGAGGUAGAAGUAGCGGAGCUUCAGUUCCCGAACCCCCUGACGCUCCGGAACAGGGGAGAGACGUUGAUGCAACAGUUGAAGACUCACACGUGUCCCAGGUGCUUUAAAAGCUACAUGCAUGCGUGGCACCUCAAGCGACACAUCAGGUUCGAGUGUGGCCAGGAGCCAAAGGUCCAGUGUCCCUACUGCAUGGUCAAGAUGAAGCAAAGAGGUCACGUCUACCGACACAUCCGGCGGUGUCACAGGGGACAAAAUGUUUACGUCAUCGAUCUCAAUUAA